Drosophila navojoa is the source of this 1587-nucleotide messenger RNA. Its product is annotated as aldehyde dehydrogenase, mitochondrial. Gene Ontology annotation, molecular function: oxidoreductase activity, acting on the aldehyde or oxo group of donors, NAD or NADP as acceptor. The record is from RefSeq and is a predicted model, not a curated record. NCBI's taxonomy places the organism in Eukaryota, Metazoa, Arthropoda, Insecta, Diptera, Drosophilidae.
UUCAAAAUUCCAAGCAUGUCGCGUUCACCUGGGGUACUGCUGCGUGUGAAGUUGGCAAAGUUCAUAAUGCGUACUGCUUGCUCGAAGGCGCCCAAACCUGAUAGAUGUCCGGAAAUCAAGCAAACAGGCAUCUUUAUAAAUAAUGAGUGGAAAAAUAGCACUUCGGGUGAAAAGUUUGACACUGUAAAUCCAGCAACAGAGGAUACGAUUGCCUCCAUCCAAAAAGGCGGCACCAAGGACAUCGAUCUGGCCGUGGAAGCGGCGCAAAAGGCAUUCCAGUUGGGCUCGCCCUGGCGUCGCAUGGAUGCCUCGGACAGAGGUCGCCUGAUGAGCCGCCUGGCCGAUCUCAUUGAGCGUGACAUCGUCUAUCUGGCGAGCCUGGAGACAAUCGAUAAUGGCAAACCCUUCGCCAUGUCCUACGCAGUGGAUUUGCCACUGACCAUUAAACAUCUGCGCUACUAUGCCGGUUGGGCGGACAAGAUUCAGGGCAAAACUAUAGCCGCCGACGGUGACUUCUUUUGCUAUACACGGCACGAGCCGGUAGGCGUGUGUGGCCAGAUUAUACCCUGGAAUUUUCCCAUUCUGAUGCUCGCCUGGAAGCUGGGGCCCGCUCUGGCCACGGGCAACACCAUUAUAUUGAAGCCCGCCGAGCAGACCCCGCUCACGGCUCUGUGGGUGGCACAACUGAUAAAGGAGGCAGGCUUUCCGCCAGGCGUGGUCAACAUUGUGCCUGGCUACGGGGACAUUGGCGCCCAUCUGGCCAAACACCCGGGCAUUGACAAAAUCGCCUUCACAGGCUCCACGGCCGUGGGCAAACAGAUUCAAACGUCUGCGGGUGCCGGCAACCUGAAGCGAGUGACGCUCGAGCUGGGUGGCAAAUCGCCAAACAUUGUGCUGGACGACGCCGACAUGGAGUACGCUGUGGAGACGUCCCACUUCGGGCUCUUCUUCAACAUGGGGCAGUGCUGCUGUGCCGCCUCGCGCACCUAUGUGCAGGAUAAGAUCUACGACGAGUUCGUGGAGCGCAGUGCAGAGCGGGCCAAGAAACGCAAGCUGGGUGAUCCUUUCGAUGAUCAGACUGAACAGGGCCCACAGAUCAGCACAAAACAGAUGGACAAGAUCCUGGAGCUAAUCAAAACGGGCGAAAAGCAGGGAGCCAAGAUGUUAACGGGAGGAAAGCGGGCUAGUCAACCGGGCUACUUCGUGGAGCCUACAGUGUUCGCUGAUGUCAAGGACGACAUGACGAUUGCCAAAGAGGAGAUCUUCGGACCUGUGCAACAGAUCAUGCGAUUUCGCGACCUCGAAGAGGUUAUCAAGCGGGCCAAUGACUCAAGCUACGGCCUGGCCGCAUCCGUUUUCACCAAAGAUCUGGACAAGGCCAAUUUUCUGAUCAACGCCUUGCGCGCUGGCACCGUUUGGAUCAACACGUACAAUGUCCUGGGUGCUCACACGCCCUUCGGCGGCUAUAAGAACUCUGGAAAGGGGCGUGAGAACAGCGAAUAUGCGUUAACUAAUUAUACAGAGAUCAAGAGCGUUAUUGUCAAGGUGACAGAGAAGAACUCCUGAGUAUGAUGCACAGACACAGAA